CAGUCUCAGUCUUCUCAACUCCCUGCUAUUGCAGUUCAGCAUCAAGCCAAAAUAUAGAUACAUAUAUAGCCAGAUUUCCUGUUGUCCCCUAGAGUACAGUGAAAAUGGCUGUUGCCAUUGAUGGCCGGAUUGCCUUCCGACCAGCAGGACAGUUGCAUGGCACUGUUGCAUUGUCUGGGAAAAGGAAUUGGAGCAUUAUUAAGUUCUGCAAUGGAGAUUUUAUGGGAGAGAAGCUCAACUGCAGAAAGCUUCAGCAGAGGCAUCUUGAAAAUGGUAUUGCCAGGGCUCCUGUAAGCAUGUCCCUUACUGCUGAUAUUGUACGUGACACUAAGUUAAGGGACCUGGAGAUGGAGAAAAGGGAUCCAAGAACUGUUGGGGCAAUUAUACUGGGAGGUGGAGCUGGUACCCGUCUCUUUCCUCUCACCAAGCGCCGAGCAAAACCUGCUGUACCUAUUGGCGGAUCAUACCGGCUAAUUGAUGUGCCAAUGAGCAACUGUAUCAACAGUGGUAUCAACAAGGUUUACAUUCUUACCCAAUUUAACUCAGCAUCACUCAACAGGCAUCUCGCAAGGGCUUACAACUAUGGCAGUGGUGUCACACUUGGGGAUGGCUAUGUGGAGGUCUUAGCAGCCACUCAAACCCCAGGUGAGGCAGGUAAAAAUUGGUUCCUAGGUACAGCAGAUGCAGUACGACAGUUCCACUGGCUUUUUGAGGAUCAAAGAUGCAAGGAGAUUGAAGAUGUACUGAUUCUAUCCGGUGAUCACCUGUAUAGAAUGGACUACAUGGACUUUGUUCAGAAUCACAGACAAAGUGGAGCAGAUAUCACUAUAUCAACUUUGCCAAUAGAUGACAGACGUGCAUCAGAUUUCGGGUUGAUGAAGAUUGACAACAAAGGCAGGGUCCUAUUUUUCAGCGAAAAACCCAAAGGAGAUGACUUGAAGGCAAUGGCUGUAGACACCACAGUUUUGGGGCUAUCUAAAGAUGAGGCUCAGAAGAAACCUUAUAUUGCUUCAAUGGGAGUUUAUGUCUUCAAAAAGGAAAUCCUUCUGAAUCUUUUAAGAUGGCGUUUUCCAACUGCAAAUGACUUUGGAUCAGAAAUAAUCCCUGCUUCAGCAGCAGAAUUUUACAUAAAGGCUUAUUUAUUUAACGAUUAUUGGGAAGACAUUGGAACAAUCAAGUCCUUUUUCGAAGCAAACCUUGCCCUGACAGAGCAUCCACCAAAAUUUAGUUUCUAUGAUGCAACAAAGCCAAUCUAUACAUCCAGGAGAAACUUGCCACCAUCGAAGAUAGAAAACAGCAAGAUUGUUGACUCAAUCAUAUCACAUGGUAGUUUCUUGAGGAAUUGCUUUGUGGAACACAGUCUUGUUGGUCUGAGGUCCCGCAUAAAUUCCAACGUUCACUUAAAGGAUACUGUGAUGCUGGGGGCUGAUUACUAUGAAACUGAUGCUGAAAUUGCCUCACUGUUAGCUGAGGGAAGAGUCCCUAUUGGAAUUGGAGAAAAUUCAAGAAUCAAAGACUGCAUCAUUGACAAGAAUGCCAAAAUAGGCAAAAAUGUCAUCAUCGAAAAUUCAGAGGGCGUACAAGAGGCUGACAGAUCUUCAGAAGGAUUCUAUAUCAGAUCAGGCAUUACAAUCGUAUUAAGAAACUCAACAAUUAAAGAUGGUUUAGUGAUAUAACACAUGUACCAAUACAUUCAACUUUGAGAAAAGAAAAACUGUCAGUUGCAGUAGAGCAGGAUGGGAUCAAGACACAAGAAAUAUGAGUCUUUCCUUUUCAAAUAAUACACAGAAGCAAUGCAAAGGGUUGAAUUCAUGGUAUUGAGAAGUGGAAAUCAAUCUUUUCCCUUCAAUAGUCAA
Messenger RNA from Coffea eugenioides, 1856 nucleotides. RefSeq names its product glucose-1-phosphate adenylyltransferase large subunit 3, chloroplastic/amyloplastic. Gene Ontology annotation, molecular function: glucose-1-phosphate adenylyltransferase activity. NCBI's taxonomy places the organism in Eukaryota, Viridiplantae, Streptophyta, Magnoliopsida, Gentianales, Rubiaceae. The record is from RefSeq and is a predicted model, not a curated record. The transcript has 15 exons. Gene Ontology annotation, biological process: glycogen biosynthetic process. Bases 105 to 1676 code for a protein of 523 amino acids.